Molecule: messenger RNA, 2484 nt
Organism: Cryptosporidium muris RN66
Lineage: Eukaryota; Apicomplexa; Conoidasida; Eucoccidiorida; Cryptosporidiidae
Exons: 1
Coding region: 1-2484 (827 amino acids)
Source: RefSeq, a predicted model, not a curated record
AUGGUGAUAAAUAGUUUUUUAUCCUUUUUAUUAAUAUUUAAUAUAUAUGGUCAAAAAAAUUUCUUUUUGGUAUUAGCAAAUUUAGAUGUCCCAGCUAUUGGUUUCUUUGAUCCUACUAGUUUAUUAAAUUAUAGUAAUAUUGACACUGCAUUAGUAGAUGAUUGGAUAGAUAUAGAUAAUAUUAAUAAAACUAGUAAUCAGAAUAUAUAUAGAUUACAAUCAUUACCAACUUCAAAUAUAUAUUCUUUAUUACCAAAUUCUGUAUAUAGUAAAACUUCUGAUCCAAUAUUAGUUCAUUCUAUACAUAUGGGGGUUAUUUUCCUAAAUAAAACGAAAUAUAAAAUAGAUUCUAGUGAUUAUUUAUAUAAAACAAUUAAUUAUGGGCAAAUAGCAGAAUUAUCUACUAAUGGAAAUAUUACAACUAGUAUGGUCAUUGUACAAUUUAAUACUGAAAUGAUACCUAGUAUUAAUUCUAUAAAUAAAUUUUCUAUUAAUUUACAAAUAAAAACAAAAUUAAAAAUAGGUGGAGUUGUGACAUUAUCAUUAAUAUCAUUACAUCCAGAAAAUAUAAAAAAUUCUACAAAAAUUCCUUAUCUAAGGGGUAUAUCUUUUAAUUCUAUUGGAAUUAUAGUUUCACCUUAUAAAAAUUAUUAUAAUAUUGAUAUAUUACCCUUAUUUAAAAAAUUACCUAAUGGUUUUAUAACUUCAAAAAUCUCAUUAUUAAUUCAAAGUCAAUAUGGAUCUAAUCAUUUUGAAAUAUCUAGGGAUAUAUAUGCUACUUUAAUAUUAUAUCCACUUGUUUUGAGUACCCCAUUAUAUGAUAAUGAAUCUUUAGGAAUGAGAGCAAUACAUCAAAAUAAAUUAAUUCAAGUUAAAACAACAUCAAUUUUUGGUAUUUCAAUUAUUGAUCCUUAUUCAGAUGAAAAAAUAAGACUUGCUAGUCAUUGUCCUGGAGUUGUUGGAGGACAAUGUACAGUUCAAACGACAUCUUUAGCUACUACAAAUGCAAUUAGUAUUUAUGGUUUUCAAUUAUCAUUAGCAGGUAUAUAUUAUGCUAUUAAAAAGAUUCAAGUAUUUAUUAAAGUACAUAAUUAUCAAAAUCUUAAUUUAAAUCAAACAGAUCUUAUUGUAUCAAUAUUACCAUCCAAUUUCUCUUUAAUUGAUCUUGAUAUAAAUCAAUUAAAAAAUUCUAUAAUGCAUCCUUUGACAAAAUUUAAAUCUAAUUUUAUAAUUGAUAAUACACAAAAUAUAGUUUUGGAUAUAACUCAAAUAUUUAUAUCACAAAUAAAUCUAGAAAUUGAAAAUAUCAUGAUAUCAUUAUCAUAUCCUUCAAGUUUUACUGGAAUAUUAUUUACUUCUAAUAAAGCUAGAUUAGAAUAUCAAUAUGAUCCAGCUAUAACAUAUUCAUCUUAUGACUUAUUAAGAGAUAAAAUUUUUACUAAUAAUAAUAUUGCAGCAAUUGAUACUGCAUAUUUUGAUUUAAAUGGAAGAUUUAUUCAUCUUUCUCCAGAAUUACAAUUUUAUAAUGACCAAAAUCAAAAUAUCACAGCAUUAAUGCAUUUUUCAAUUCCCUUUGUAACAACUCAGAGUCUUAUUAGUGCUAAUUUAACAAUUACUGAUAAAAAAUUACCUAAUAUUAAAUCACCUAAAUAUAUUAACUAUGAAUUAUAUAUUGUAAAGACUCCAAAUUUUUCUUCAAUAAAUUCUCUGAAUGAAUUAAUAAUUAUUUCUGAUAAAAUUCAUUUUAAAUUAAAUACAUCAAAUACUACAAUAAUUGAUGUUAUGAGUUUAUUAAGUUCUGCUAUAAAUACUGAAUAUUUCUCAAUGAAUAUGAUCACAUUUGUUAUUAAACCAGUUGAAAAGUUACAGCAUUCAAUUUCAUUAUCUCUAUCAUUUUUACAAUUACAAUGGAAUGCUGGAUUAGUAUUAUUUAAAGGCACAAUUGGUGGUAAUACAUAUAAUAUACAAGUCAAUUCAAGUAAAAUUGGACAAUUAGAUUCUCAAUUUAAACCAAAUAUUUCGCAAGUAAAAAUUCAAAGAAAUUCGCUUGGACUUUUUCAAUUUGAUCUUUCAAAGAUCCCUUGUCUAUCUAACAUUAUAAAAGUAACUUCAACAAUUAACUUUACUGAUCCUUUUUGUCUAGGAGAUAUUGAAUCCAUUGGUUUAAGUAGUUUUGAUUGGAAUCAUUUCAAUAAUAGUCAAAAUUUUAUAGAUAAUAUAUCACAAUAUAGUACUGAUCCAUCAGUUCCACCAGCUCUUACUUCGAUUCCUGAGAUUAUUCAUAGGCCAUCUCCAUUUUGUAGUCCCAUUAAUUUAGAUCAUAUCCUUACUUAUGGUGGAGCUGCUUUAUUUUCUAAUCCAAAGACAUCCACUAUAGCUAUUAAAUCUACAACAUCUCAAAAUUCCUUUAGUGCUGAUUUAAUAACAAUGAAUAUUACAUGUUUAUUAAAUGAUGGAGUCUAUAGUGAUAUUAGGGUUGUAUAG